GUGCAUUACCAAUCGAUAACAGUUGUAAGUCUAGUCACACACAUAGUUGUCAUAAACAGACAUCGUCACACGAGAAGAAUCUUUUAAAAAUGCUGUCAGCAACUGUAGUUUUCCUUCUUCUGGUCAUCCGUAGUUUUGCAGUUUCUGUACCAGACAAAAACAGCCUACACGUACAACCAGAUCCGGAUUUGGAAAAAUAUUUGAGAGAAGCACUUGAAAACUUUCGAGAGCAGAUGAAAUCCGGGAUUCCAUCUAUCAAUAUGCCGGUUCUAGAUCCCCUGCAUUUGCAAAAUCUAGACAUAAACGUCCAUGAAAAUCUCGCAACUAUGACAUUAAAAAUUAAGGAGAUAACCGUGACAGACUUAUCUACGUUUCAAGUUCCUCAUAUAUAUCCAGAUCUCGAAAGCUUCUUUUUAGAAGUGAAUCUUACACUUCCUCAAGUGAGUUCAUGGGGAAAGUACUAUCUGGACGGAAAGCUCUUGAAAAUAUUUCCACUCCGAGGCGAUGGAAAUUUUAAGAUAAAUCUAACUGUGGCUGAAAUAGGUGGAGUAGGACAACUCAAGUUUGUUAAUAAAACUUUGCUGAUGCAAAAACUGGAAUUGGAUUUGACCUGGAAGAAAUUGGAUAUAUUCUUGGAAAAUUUUCUUGGAGGAGGAAAAUUUGCAGAAGUUUUGCAAAGAAUGCUUCCAGCAGUUGGCAAAAGUGUCUUUGACAACUUUAAACCAGAUAUUUUAAGAAUGAUGAACACUGCUUUGAUGGAUGCAGUAAAUAAGGAGUUAAAGAAGCCUGAGGUUAAAAAGAUUAUUGAAGGCAUACUACCAGAUAUGGAAUCUGGUGAUUAGUGAUCACUAUUCAUACAAUAUAAGUUAUUAUUAAAAGUGAAAUUUUGAGUCAUUCUCAUUAAAAUAAAUUGUGUACUCAAAAAUGUUUCAUAAUAAAUGCUAUCGAACAUA
Molecule: messenger RNA, 953 nt
Organism: Stegodyphus dumicola
Lineage: Eukaryota; Metazoa; Arthropoda; Arachnida; Araneae; Eresidae
Source: RefSeq, a predicted model, not a curated record